AUGAUAAAAAAUGAGAAGCAAAUCAAGCUUCUUAUAGAAAGCUUAUUGCAGGAUAAAAUUGAAAGCAAGAGACAAGUGACAUUCAUCCUCUCCAACUUCUUCUGGGAGCAGCAUUCAGAGGAAAAUAACAAGGGCGGCUUUGGCUUCUUUUCGACGAAGGAUGAAUUCAAGGGAUCGCCAUUUGAAAUGCUCAUGGAAUCGCUUCUCGCGUAUAUUUAUUUGAGAGAUAAGACCGCUGAAAUCACACUUGGAGGAAUCUCGUCGAAGAAAAGUGAAAACGGAGACGCCGAAUUCGCCGACUUCUUCAACUGGGAAACACCAAAAGACACCACGAAAAACCGUCGAUCAUCCAUUCUCAAGGCUUCUUCGAACCAAACGACUCCAAGACGAGAUGAAGACUCAGAUUCGCCUGUUGGAGUAGUUUCACCUGAGCAAGAACUUAUUCCACCGAAGAAAUCUACGUCUGGAUUCAGCUUGGCUUCGAGCUUCUUCAAGUCAAAAAGCUCGCUUGGAACGCAAAAUCAGCAAUAUGAUAAGCUUGAACUUUCAGUUUAUCCGCCUGGCAUUCCUGCUAUUUUGUCGCAGAAUCUUUUCACUGUCCAUCAAAAGUAUAAAAAUCCCAGCGUGAGGAAACUUUUGCUGAAGAAGUUGAAUUCUGUCUGCAGAGAGCAUAUCUACGACAAGGAUUCAGACUGGAUAUUUAUUGAUAUUCUCGUAACUAAGGGACGCACUCAUUAUGCGAACAUAAAGCUUCAAAUCUUCCCGAGUAUGAUGAAGUUGGAGCAGUUUUUGCAACUCGUUGAUCCUGAAUUUAUGCCGAAAAAGCUCAACGCGACAUUCGAUGAGGCUUUGGCAAAUUUGAUCUUUUUCAACGAUUCCGAUACGAUCGCCCUGUAUCUAUUCCAGGAUGACUACCCGACAGAACAAGAAAUAACAAUCGUAUCUCGGAUACAGCAAAAACUUCAUGGGCUGCAAUGCUAUCCGUUUGACAAGUCCAAUGCAGUUAAUCCUGAUAAUGUUAUCAGAAGAUGGAGGGAAACUGUUAAUUACCUUCUUCACCAGGACCGCAUCAGCCCAACGGCCCACACGAACUUGGCCCUUGAAGUUGAAAAAGAAGCUCAGAAACAAAAAUCGCUAUCAAAGACAAUCGAAGGCCAGGAGCAAACGAUUGAGGAGCUCAAUGCAAACAUUGACAAACUCAGCGAGGAGAAAGAGCAGCUUGAAAAAACAAUCACCGAGAAAGAUGAGCAAAUUGAAAAAUACGCCGCCCAACUCAAGUUUUAUGAGGAUAAACUAGGGUUCACCAGACAAGAUCGUACAGUUAGAGAUGAAAAGCGGCUCUGGCUGCAAGCUCAGCAUGCGGAAAAUUUGGACGUCAAGUACCUCGAGCAGCGGAUCAUAGCAUUUACGAACACCGAAAUACGUUUACGGACUGAGCUCGAUAAUUACCAAAAGAGAGAAGUAGUAUUCAAAAAUGCGAUCGAAGAUCUCGAAGCAGAUAUGGCAAAAACGGCUGCAGAAAAUCGAUCACUCAAACUAGAGCUGCGAAAGAUAAUCCACAAUAGAGCCGCCGAGCAGUUGGCUAUCACGGAUACAAAGAAAAUUGACAAAAAGACGGCCAAGGCCAUUGAGAAAGCCGAGGAAGUUCUCAUCAGAUUGACAGAAGAACGGCUAGAGACGACUUUGUCGUUUGAGACUGACGAAGAGAAACAGAAGAGACUUGAUAAAGAAAGAGAACAAGAAGAAGAGUCAGAAGAGUACUUGAACAAACUAUCUGUAUUUGCCGCGGAUAAAUUCAAAACACUGACGAAAAAGUUUCAUGAUCAAGUCAAAACUCUUGAAAAUGCACUUGAAGUUGCAGAGAACAGCCGAACGGAAGGGGUCAAGAAAGCGUCCUUUUUGCAGUUGAAAAUUGAGCAGCUGGAAGCGCUGAGUAAAGAGAAGGAUUUGAGACUGGAUGAAGCUCAGGAAGAUUUGAAUGAGUUAGAGGAAGUUAAUAUGAAAGAUCGAAAUAAGUACAAAAACACUCUAGAAACGUAUAUUCGUGACAUUUCAAAAUCCGUUGUUGCCGGAAAAGCGAACUCGAGAGAACUUUUGGUUGAAAUCAUGGACCGUAUGCGGCGAGAUUAUGAAAAGACGAAAUUGGACGAGCUCAAUCAGACGAAGAUGAUGAACAAAAAGCUUUCUCUCGCUAUUGAAAAAUUCAAAAAUCUCGCCUACAAGGUGAUUGCAGUCAAUUUGCAUGUAGAAAAGACGUUGCUUGAUUUGAAAUGGGAGAAGGAGACUGAUUUGAGAGCUGAUUUCCCGAGACUCGCCGAUUUGGUAACGCUGCGAAAAGAGAUAAAAGAAGAUGAGAUUUUGGAAAAAUUGGAUCAGUUUCAGGACUAUUUGAAUACAUAUCACGAGCGACUGUUAGCUGCAAAAAAAGAAACGGAGAAAAUAAGAGAAGAUAAUGCUCGGAGUGAGGAGGAGAUUUGUCGGUUGAAGUCCAAUUAUCUUCAUUUAGUUACAAAAACAGAAAAAGAAGUUCUCCAACUCAAAACAGAAAUGGUAGAGAAAGACACAACUAUUCAAGCUACUGGUUCAAAAAUAUCGAAAACUGCUUCGGGUUAA
Messenger RNA from Oikopleura dioica, 2613 nucleotides. Lineage: Eukaryota; Metazoa; Chordata; Appendicularia; Copelata; Oikopleuridae. The record is from the annotation of a GenBank genome assembly.